AUGCCUUCCAAAUACACCGCAUAUAUACUCUUCUUGCAGACAAUUGCAUUGGUGGUACAUCAGAUCAAUGCAUUUCCGAUGCCUGAAGGACCGCAAGACAAAGCAGUGUCUAACCGGGAAUUGUCAGCCGAAAGACCGGUCGAAGAACAGGAACUCUUCGGUCAAUCCACGUCUAUAGAGGACAAGGUCCCGCUGCAGAAUAAUUCGUUUGCAGAUGACUUCAUGCUGCUGAAAUCGUUGGCGGAAAAAGAGAGAGAGAUGGAAGAUUACAUCACCAAAAACUCUCCAAGCGACCCCUCUCCUUCCCCGGUCAAUGUCGAUUCCACCAAGAGCAGGAGACUGGCGGAGGAUUAUGACGAUUCCACAAAAAAUGCAAUGGAUUACAAAGAUGAAGAUGACCCAGAUGGUCUACACCAACUGGAUGGGACACCCUUAACAGCUGAAGAUAUUGUCCAGAAAAUCGCCAGUAGGAUCUAUGAAGAGAACGAUAGAGGGGUGUUUGACAGGAUCGUUUCCAAGCUCCUAAAUUUAGGACUGAUAACAGAAAAUCAGGCUAACAAUCUGGAGGAAGAAGUUGCUGUUGCUCUGCAAAAAAUUAUUACCAAUGAAGCUCGUAAGAACAAAGUGAGGGUUGAAAAUGAUGAUUACCCUGUUGAGAAGACAAAUGAAGACUUGAGUGAAGGAGAAGGGGAGAAGGAAGUGAGAAAAACAAAACCUACAAAGAAACAAAAUAAGUCUGUGAAGGGGGAGAGCAACAGUGCUCCAGACUAUGGCUGGGACUUGGACAGUAACAAGAACCAAAGAGGGAAUGAAUUCACUGCUGAAGGCAUGGAAGAUCUUCAAUACUUUCCAAACUUCUACAACCUGCUGCAAAGUUUGAACACAGAGCAAGAUGCAAAGGAAAAGGAAACUCUGGUAACUAUCAUGAAAACGCUGAUUGAUUUUGUGAAGAUGAUGGUAAAAUAUGGAACAAUAAAACCAGAAGAAGGCGUUUCAUACUUGGAGAAUUUGGAUGCCAUGAUUGCCUUGCAGACAAAGAGCAAGCUUGGUAAAGUCAAACCUUACGCCACAAGCAAGGCAGCAGCAGGUGUCACGGAUGACUUGGAUAGCACAAAGAGCUACUUUGUAAAGCAGGACAAAGAGAAUGCAAAUUCUGAAGACUCCACAAAAGAGGAAAUGGAUAAACCAGAAAACUCAAAAGGUUUUGACAAAACAGAGUCUUACCUUUCAGCAAUCAGAAAGAAUAUUGAGUGGCUGAAGAAACACAAGCAGGAGAAUGGGGAAGGGUAUGACCUUCAGAAGCUACGUGACAUCAUUGAUCGGCAGGUUGACAACUAUGUACAGAAAGGGAUACUGGAGGAAGGAGAAGGAGAUGUUAUCAAAAGGAUUUAUAAUAGCCUGUGAAAUCCUCCAGUGCAAAGGGGAAGCGAUCUUUUACCUUCAGUGAUGGCCAACAUUAUAAAUUCACUCAAAUAUAGUUUGUAUUAGAUUCUUUAAUAAGCUUUAUUUUUUCCUUGACUAUUCUGUAGUGGCAAGCAGAUUCCAAACUGGAAACGGGGACAAA
Messenger RNA from Hypanus sabinus (Atlantic stingray), 1564 nucleotides. It is a transcript of the gene scg3, whose product is annotated as secretogranin III. The record is from RefSeq and is a predicted model, not a curated record. Gene Ontology annotation, cellular component: secretory granule membrane. Gene Ontology annotation, biological process: protein localization to secretory granule. The transcript has 13 exons. Lineage: Eukaryota; Metazoa; Chordata; Chondrichthyes; Myliobatiformes; Dasyatidae. The coding region runs from base 1 to 1404 and encodes 467 amino acids.